Messenger RNA from Ilyonectria robusta, 837 nucleotides. RefSeq lists its product as uncharacterized. The transcript has a single exon. The annotation marks the transcript as partial. The record is from RefSeq and is a predicted model, not a curated record. NCBI's taxonomy places the organism in Eukaryota, Fungi, Ascomycota, Sordariomycetes, Hypocreales, Nectriaceae.
AUUUAUAUGGAUUUGAUGACAUCUUCUGUCACGUUGUUCGUCAUGUCGGCGUAUGGCUCGUACCCCUCGUUGGAAUGUAGUCGCAAAAGCAUCGACCAACAGUUCCGGAAUUCGGCGUGAUGACUAUGGAAACCGUCUCACCUAGAUAAUGGCAUGCAGGUAAUAAGGGUCACCCCUUAAGUGUUUGCGCCCGCAAUCACGCCAUCACAUUUUACAAUCAGACCGGUGAACGUCAUGAUGGGUUUCAUCGACUGAAUGGAUUCUGUCAUGGUGCAUCCGCUCAGAUACAUACCGUGCAACCUACCCUACACCACCUACACCACCAAGGCUGGUUUACCAAUCCCUUGCUUCGUCAUCCUCGGUUCGUGUCUCACCCGACAGUCUUCGCUUCCGGGUUGGCUUGAGUUGGCUUCAAGCGCAUUUGUCGGACCAGCCGUCCAACUCGGCCUAGGGCGCUUGCUUCAACGAAGCCAGUCAGCCAUUUCCCGUAACCCCCCUGUCUCGCCAAAGGUUGCAAUCACCGAACAACCCGGCUUCACUCGAGGCGCCAAGGGUCAAGUGACGCCCAUGGCGGCUUUUCCUGCAGUGAGUCUGCACACUGCCGUAAAGUUUCGUUUCGGGCUCCAAUGCUACUGUGCCAUUGUCAAACCCCAGGCGGCACAUGUUUCACGGAGAGAUGGGAGAUGGCGAAGUGGAAAGCGGGGCAACGGAUCGGCGAUGAAUUGACGAUACGACGUGGAUGUGGUCAUUUGACUGUUCUUUAGGGACGACGGCAUGCAACCUAAACCAGGUCAUUGUGUGGUAUCGGCGUUGAGGUUAUCGCCGGUUGUGUUGUGU